Momordica charantia (bitter melon) is the source of this 2601-nucleotide messenger RNA. RefSeq names its product Protein kinase superfamily protein. Gene Ontology annotation, molecular function: RNA polymerase II CTD heptapeptide repeat kinase activity; ATP binding. The record is from RefSeq and is a predicted model, not a curated record. Gene Ontology annotation, biological process: positive regulation of transcription elongation by RNA polymerase II; protein phosphorylation. Lineage: Eukaryota; Viridiplantae; Streptophyta; Magnoliopsida; Cucurbitales; Cucurbitaceae. Gene Ontology annotation, cellular component: cyclin-dependent protein kinase holoenzyme complex; nucleus.
UAGCAGUAGCAGUGGUAUUAUACAUUCUGUUCAUUUUUUCCCCAACACUUGGAUUCUGUUCAUUCACCAACGACCUCGUAUUUCACCGAAGAGAGAUUCGAGAGAGAGAGACGGUUGGCUUUGACUCGUUGAGAACUCGGAAGAUCUCUGCUUCUACUGCUCAUUCGCUUUCAUGAGCUUCUUCUCAGUGUAUGACUGUAGCUGUGACUUUGAGAAGCGAAAAGACUGAAGCAUUCCCCACCUGAAUCGUUACAGCUCGAAAAAGAGAUCAACUUUAGAAGUGGUUUAAUUGUUUGCCAUGGAGGGCAGCAAUGGGGCUUAAUUUUGAGAAAUGGGAUGUAUAAUUAGCCGAGAGGUAGCUUCUAGAAACUCACCAGAUUCCGAGGAUAAGAAGGAGAAGAGUUCUGAAUGUGGUGACGAUUUGGAGAGGAAGGAAGCUGGUGUGGCUGACGCUGUUGAUGUCACUCAGAAGGAAGGGCAUGGCCAUGGGGCCCAGACUUUGACAAAAGAGCAGAGAAGAAAGUCGAAACCCAACCCCGGACCGAGAAAUUUGCCAAAGCAAUCACAGGGGGAGCAGGUGGCGGCUGGAUGGCCUUCUUGGCUCACAGCAGUUUGUGGGGAGGCACUCAAUGGUUGGGUUCCGAGGAAGGCUGAUACAUUUGAGAAGAUUGAUAAGAUUGGACAAGGGACAUAUAGUAAUGUGUACAAAGCGAAAGAUAUAUUGACAGGUAAAGUUGUUGCGCUGAAGAAGGUUCGUUUUGACAAUUUAGAGCCAGAAAGUGUAAGAUUUAUGGCUAGAGAGAUUCUCAUUUUGCGACGCUUAGAUCAUCCUAAUGUUGUAAAGUUAGAGGGUUUGGUUACAUCAAGAAUGUCAUGUAGUUUGUACCUUGUGUUUGAGUACAUGGAGCAUGAUUUAGCUGGACUUGCUGCAAAUCCAUCCAUUAAGUUUACAGAGCCGCAGGUUAAAUGUUUCAUGCAACAACUGCUAUCGGGACUCGAGCACUGUCACAGCCAUUGGGUGCUUCAUCGCGAUAUUAAGGGUUCAAAUCUUCUUAUUGAUGGGGGAGGGAUGCUUAAGAUUGCUGACUUUGGAUUAGCUAGUUUCUUUGAUCCAAAACAUAAGCACCCAUUGACUAAUCGUGUUGUUACCUUAUGGUAUCGGUCUCCCGAGCUUCUACUCGGUACAACUCAUUAUGGCGUAGGUGUCGACCUCUGGAGUGCAGGUUGUAUUUUAGCAGAGUUAUUAGCUGGGAGGCCCAUAAUGCCUGGCCGUACAGAGGUUGAACAACUCCAUAAGAUAUUCAAGCUGUGUGGCUCACCUUCAGAUGAAUAUUUAAAGAGGGCAAAGUUGCCAAAUGCAGCCUUAUUUAGACCCCGAGAACCUUACAGGAAAUGCAUAAAAGAGACUUUUAAAGAUUUCCCACCAUCAUCAUUUCCUCUUAUGGAAACACUUCUUGCAAUCGAUCCCGCUGAGAGAAUGACUGCUGCUGAUGCGCUGAAGAGCGAGUUUUUCACCACAGAACCUUUUGCUUGUGAACCUUCUAGCCUCCCCAAAUAUCCACCUAGUAAGGAGAUCGAUGCUAAACGACGAGAUGAAGAGGCACGGAGACAAAGAGCAGCUAGUAAAUUGCAGAAUGAUCGGGUAAAGAAGACACGCACACGUAAUCGUGCUGGUAGGGCCAUUCCUGUUCAAGGAGCCAACGCAGAACUCCAGUCAAAUAUCGACAGACGACGUCUAAUUACUCACGCCAAUGCAAAGAGCAAGAGCGAAAAGUUCCCUCCUCCACAUCAGGAUGGAGCACUCGGAUUCACAUUGGGAUAUUCACGUCACAUUGAUCCUGCUGUUGUUCCUUCUGAUGUCCCAUUUAGUUCCACGUCGUUCGGUUAUCCAACCGAUUUGGACCGAGCCUGGUCCGGUCCAUUGGUUGAGUCCUCUGACCUUGGUGCUCAAAGGCAGAAGCAUUUGGGAGGUGAUGCAAGAGAACAACAAUCAACAAUUAGCCAAUCCUCAAUUAAAGGAAAAAAGAUGGCAUGAACUUAAGUAUCAUGUAAGCUCAGAAUCGUGCAGCAGAACCAGUCGAUUGCCUGUAUACUUAGCAUUGCGAUUUCCUGAGAAACCUUGCGACAAAUCCCGAGCACAUAGAUCACGCCUGAUCUCUUUCUUGCAGCAAGAACAUAGCUGGUUUUGGUCUGCAAUGUCAAUGGGACAUGCUAAUGCCUGUAGAGCCCCUGCGAUUUCUUUCCUCCAUCUGAAAAUCCAAGCCCAUCCUAUUCGUGCUCGCUUGUUGUUCGUUUGCAGAGUGGUGUUUUUACGCGUUAAGUACACCAAUAAUACCAAAAGCUUCUUGGCCAUGGUGCUGCCAUUCUUUUCCCAACAUAAAGUCUAUCUUCUUUUGCAUAAGGUGUGCCAGAACCAACCAUCUUUGUGAAAGUGUAUUCUCUGAUUACUGCCACUUUGUUAGAUAAUCUACGACCGAUCACUUUCUUGAGAAGUUCCUUCUGAAAGUUCUGUUAUAAAAUUACUGCUUCAUAAUAAAGAAUCUUUGAUAGAGUGAUCAUUUUGUUUUCAAAUUUAUAUGAGAUGGAAGAGAUGUUAUCCAA